This is a messenger RNA of Brassica rapa (field mustard), 2350 nucleotides long. RefSeq names its product transcription termination factor MTERF15, mitochondrial. Gene Ontology annotation, biological process: regulation of DNA-templated transcription. Lineage: Eukaryota; Viridiplantae; Streptophyta; Magnoliopsida; Brassicales; Brassicaceae. The record is from RefSeq and is a predicted model, not a curated record. Gene Ontology annotation, molecular function: double-stranded DNA binding.
CCCUAAUACAAUCCUCUUCUUUUUAUUCAUUUUUGGUCAAAACCGUCAUUAUAUUAAAAACCCUAGAUAACCACCGAGAAUCUGAUCUAGUCGGAAACAUUCACCAGAUCGGUCGUCUCUGUUUGAAGAGUGAGUUUUCCUCUUCUGAAACUAUCUAUCUCCAAAUUCAAACAUCUAGUUCGGUCGGAGAUUCUGAAUCCUGUCCUAAAAAAAACAUUACCUUUUGUCAUGUAUUCUUCUCUGUUACUCCACGGCAAAAAAUGUAUCGAGCUUCAUAAAUCUUCUACCUUUAGAGUCAUCUCAGUGAAGCUUCUUCAAAAGGAAUAUCCUUUUCGCAAUCCCUUCUCCUCCUCUGCGUCUACUCUUCAAUCAGAUUCAGUUCUGAAUCUUCUCACAAGCUACGGCUUCACAUCCACUCAGAUCUCCAAAAUCAUCACCACCUACCCACGCCUCCUCACACUCGACGCCAAAACCUCCCUCCUCCCAAAGCUUCAAGCUUUACAGUCCAGAGGAGCUUCAACCUCCGACCUGACCGAGAUCAUCUCAAAAGUCCCCAAAAUCUUAUCCAAGAGAGGCGUGAAAUCCACCGGAUUAUACUUCGACUUCAUCAAAGACAUCAUCCACAACGAUGGUAAGAGCUCUCAUUCUUCUACUACAACAGGUAAGCAAGGGAACAAGAUGAGAAACGUAUCGGUUCUGAGAGAUAUGGGAGUCCCUCAACGGUUCUUAUUCACAUUACUCGUCUCAGAGAGCCAGCCUGUCUGUGGGAAAGAGAAGUUUGAAAUGUCAGUCAAGAAAGUAGUCGAGAUGGGGUUCGAUCCCGCGACGUCGAAGUUUGUCCAAGCGCUGCACGUUUUCUACGAGAUGAGCGAGAGAACGAUAGAGGAGAAAGUUAACGUGUAUAACAAGUUAGGGUUUAGGGUUGAGGAAGUUUGGGAGAUGUUUAACAAAUGGCCUUACUAUUUGAAGUUCUCUGAGAAGAAGAUCACUCAGACGUUUGAGACGCUGAAGAGGUGCGGUUUGGGGGAUGAGGAGGUGGUGGCGGUGAUGAAGAAGCGUCCGGAGUGCAUGCGUGCGUCAGAGGAGAAGAUAAGAAGCUGUGUAGAGACUUUUUUAGGGUUGGGUUUUAGCGGGAAGGAGUUUGUGUCGAUGGUGAAGUGUUUCCCCACUUGUGUUGGUUUGUCUGCGGAGAAUGUGAGGAGGAAGGUUGAGUUUUUGGUGGGGGAGAUGAAGUGGGAGUUGAAGGAUGUGGUUGGGAUACCUCCGGUGCUUGGGUAUAGUUUGGAGAAGAGGAUGGUUCCUAGGUGUGGUGUGGUAAGAGCUCUUGUGGAGAAAGGAGUGAUGAGUGGAAGAGGAGGAGGAGGAUAUGGUGGGAUACCUCCGAUGUCGUCUGUUUUGGCGUGUAGUGAUAAGGUGUUUUUGAAUAGGUUUGUGAUGAAACAUGGGAGGCUGGUGCCUGAGCUGAUGGCUAUCUUUGAUGGUGAUAAGAAAAAGGGCUCACAAGGACGCACUGCAAUAAAGAACGUUAAAGGCUUGUGUAGAGAAAGAGUGGUUAGGAACAUGAAUGGGAUUGUUGCCUAAAGAGAAGAGUUUAAAACUCUCUUUUUUUUUAGUUCCUCAAAACUUUUGAAUAAAGCUCUGUAAAAACUUUUAAAUAUUUACUGUUACAGACUAUUCAGAAAAAUAAGAGCCAAACAAUGACAGUCUAUUCAAUACAGAAAGAUUAACAAAUGUAUACAAGAAAAGUUAUAAUAAAACAAAAGAGGAAAGACACUCUGAUUUAAACUAGGAGAGUGUAAGAAAAUCAAGAAACAUAAUAAACCGGUUAAACAAACUCUAACCGAAAGUAAUCAAACCCAAUUGAAUGGUACAGUAUUGGUAUGUAAAUUUUCAGUAAUGGGAAUGCCUAAGAUAUAGGAGAAAAGUUCAAUGAUGAAAAAUCUCCAUGAACCGGAGUGGUUUUCAGUAAACCGGAAAAUAAAACCGAAAGUGAACAUUUGUUGCUGCUAUAAAUACAUUGGAAGAGAGGGAGAAUACAUGAGAACUGUGCCUGUGCCUGGUUGUGGCACAUAGCAUUCAAACUUCUAGAUUUGCCUAAAGAGAAGAUUUCAACUCUCUCUGAGUUCCUUGGCAUAUAGCAUUCAAACUUCUAGAUAAGCUCUGUAUAAACUUUUACUGUCCUGACGAUUAAGAAAAGUAAGAGCCAAACCAUGGAAGUCAAUUCUAUAUUGAAAGAUUUUUUUAAAAAAUGUGGUAACUUGAUGAUGAUACAAGAAAAGAGAUAUAUUAAAGCAAAAGAGGAGGGGCACUCUAAGUUAAACUAGGAAGGAGUAACAAAGAAUAAACAUAA